UGUCGUUACUUGUCCUCUGACAUUUUUUCUUUUCUUCUAUCAGCGCACUCUCAGACAGACUAUUUUUCAAACUAUACGACAGACAUCUAUCUACUAACUAUUUAGAGACAUUAUCGUAUAGCAAAGAGUUAAAGAAGGAUUGAUUUUGGUUAUAGAUAACGUAUAUUAUACACAUACAAGAAUAUUCACAUCAGACACUACUACCAACCCAAUUAGGCAAGCCCCUCCAUCAACCAGACAUAACUUUAACAAAUUAUUAGUUGCAACUAAUCCCCCAGAAUUAUGAGCAAUAUCGCUAAUGAUGGCAAAAAGUCGGAUCAUGAACAGCCCUUAAAUCCCCUGCAACCCCACCACCAAUUUAAACAGACACAACUGCAUCACAAUCAACAUCAUCACAGAUCCCGAAAGAGACGUCAUAAACACGACACUUCAACUUUGACCGAUGAAGACUCAGAUGAGGUUGAUUCAUUGACCGAGGAACUAGAUCAGAUCGGACGAUUGAACAUUAAUUUGAAUUUGAACCUUUCGUCGUUUCUCAAUAAGGAUUCCUUUACGUUGGCCAGUAUGCCCCAGAUACCGAACUUAGCUAAUUUGCCAAAUUUGCCUAAUUUGCCUAAUUUACCGAACUUGCCCAAUUUACCAAAUUUACCCAAUUUAUCAAAUCUUCCAUCAUUUGAACUCCCCCGAUUACAGGAAUUCUCCAAAGAAUUCAGUCAAUAUGUCAGUAACUAUAUCACAUUGACGAGAAAUUAUUAUUCUAGUGGUGCCAGUAAACCCAGUUCAUCUAAUGAUGUUAGUAAUGUUCAUGAUGAACAACGAUUAAUUAAUUCAGUUAAAACUAUUUUAAGUACUAGGAUUCAAAUGAAUAGAGUAUUGAAUGAUUUAAGACUGGGAUUAAAUAUAAGUACUGCCAUAGAUCGACUUCAACCUCUUACAGAUAUAAUUCAUGAAACAAUAUUCUUACCAGCAGAAGAUUUAAGUGAAUUUGAAGAAGAUUACUAUGAUUCUAAGGAAUUAUCAACUACAGAUAAUCUUAUAAAUGAUGAAGAAUUAGAAGUCACAGAACCAGUAGGAGUUGGAUUGAUAGUAAAUAAAGAUCAACCACUUAUAAAUGAAAUCAUUAAACCUGAAGAGAAUGAUCAUAGAAGAAAACGGUUUAUUAAUAAGAAAAAUAGAAGAAAACAAUUAUUUGAUUCUUAUAUGUCUACUGGUGAAGAUAGUGGAACAGCUACCAGUGAUCUAGAUAAUAUUGAAGGAUUAAAUAUUGAACAAGUUAAACAAUUAACUGAUUUAGAUUCAGUAGAUGAUUUCCUAAAGGAGGAUACUUUAAGAAGUCGUAUUCAAAAGAUUCAAGAAUUAUCGGAUAUAACUCAGAAGGCUAAGAAUAAGUUAGUUACUAGAUUAAUGAUGGGUAAUUAUUAUAAGUAUGUGAAUGAUAAGUUAUCUCCUGAUAGGGCUAUCCAAUUACCAUCCAAAUUGAGUAAGCAAAGGUUAGUAUUGAAUAUGAGUACUGAACCAGUCUUAGAAGAGGAAGAAGAAGAAGAAGAUGAAGAUGAAGAUGACGAUGAAGCAGUAGUUAACCAACCACAUAUAGAAGAUGAUGAUCAAAUCAUGAAGGAAGUUGACUCUGAAGAUGAUGAAGUCAUACUUACCGAACAAGAUCAAAUCCCAUCAUAUCAUAAUUCACCUUUUAAUACCAUUUUAGGAUGUCAACAUUAUCAACGUAAUUGUAAAUUAGAAUGUCCUACAUGCUAUAAAUGGUAUGUAUGUAGGUUUUGUCAUGAUAAUGAAAAUAGUAAUCAUAAAUUAGUUCGAUCAGAAGUUAAACAUAUUCUAUGUAUGAAAUGUAAUACUCCACAAUUACCAGACACUAAUUAUUGUAUUAAUUGUGAACAAGAAUUAGCCAAUUAUUUCUGUUCUAAAUGUGUUUUAUAUGAUAAUGAUCCAACAAAGGAUAUUUAUCAUUGUGAUAAAUGUGGAAUUUGUCGAUUAGGUUUAGGACUUGAUAAAGAUUAUUUCCAUUGUGAUACAUGUAAUAAUUGUUUAUCAAUUGAUUUAAGAGAGAAUCAUAAAUGUUUAACCAAUACCACUCAUUGUGAUUGUCCAAUAUGUAAUGAAUAUUUAUUUACAAGUGUUCAUAAAGUUGUAUUUAUGAAAUGUGGACAUUCAAUUCAUCAACAUUGUUAUGAUGAAUUAGUUAAACAUAGUUAUAAAUGUCCAAUUUGUAAGAAAACCAUUGUUAAUGUUGAAACUCAAUUCCGAUUAUUAGAUGCAGAAAUUAAACAACUGCCAUUACCUAGUCCAUAUAAUAAUUGGAGAUGUAUUAUCAGUUGUAAUGAUUGUAAGGGUAAAUCCAAUUGUACAUAUCAUGUUCUUGGAUUAAAAUGUAAAUAUUGUAAGAGUUUCAAUACUAAUCAAUUAAAAUUGAUUAAGCCUGAAGAGGAAGCUAUUGAUAGAGAAGUUGAUACAUUUAGUGGAGAUGAAGAGAGUAAUUUUGAUGUGAAUGUUAUGAGAUUAGUUCAUACGAAUAUCCUGAGUAAUUUCCGUAUAGAUGAUCAAUAUUUAACGGAAGAGCAAAGUGGAUAUGAAGAUGAUGAAGAGGAGGAAGAUGAAGAUGAAGAAGGAGAAGAUGCUGAUGAAGAUGAUGAAGGAGGCUCAAUCAAAGAAGAUGAUGAGGAAGACUUUAAUAAUAUGUUCAAUUUCCGAAAAUUAACCAGUUCUAAUAGAUCAUCGAAUAUUUCAUAUAUAACAUCGAUGUUUCAGAAUUUUAUUAACAAUGCUAUAAAUUCAGAGGAGAUGGAGAAGCAGCAGGUUAGUAAUACGGUAAUUGCAACAGAGUCGACCAUAAAGGGUUAGAGUUGAGAUGAUCACGAUAUGACGACAUGACAGAAAGAUAGAUAGAUAGAUAGAUAGAUAG
Molecule: messenger RNA, 2917 nt
Organism: Scheffersomyces amazonensis
Lineage: Eukaryota; Fungi; Ascomycota; Pichiomycetes; Serinales; Debaryomycetaceae
Exons: 1
Coding region: 283-2856 (857 amino acids)
Molecular function (GO): zinc ion binding
Source: RefSeq, a predicted model, not a curated record